AUGAGCCGGUUGUUGAGGCUGGGACAUAUCAGGCAGUUAGCAACUUCGUCUCUGCGGGGAGAGAGAGCACAGGACAUCACAAGAGUUCCUUUAUCAGUUCCUCUUCAAAAGUUUGCAGACAACAAAGGAAAAGCUCCGGCAGCUUGGGAACUUAAGCCAUUCCAGACUGAAAUAAGUAAAACAGAGAGUGGCAUAAGGAUAGCAACUGAGCCUCAUUUUGGGGAAUAUUGCACAAUUGGAAUUGUGAUCGAUAGCGGUGCGCGUUAUGAGUGUGGCUAUCCUCUGGGAACUUCCCAUCUUAUAGAAAAACUGGCUUUCGGGUCGACGCUCAAACAUCUUUCUAGAGAUGAUAUUUAUGGCGUUCUCGAGAAAAAUGGUGCUUUAAUUGAUUGUCAGAGCACAAAGGAUACUUUCCUCUAUGCUGCUAGUUGCUUAUCAAGUGGGCUUGACGAAGUUAUGGAAAUAUUAUGUAAUGCUAUCUGGAGACCACGGAUCACCCAUGAAGAGUUUGAAGAAGCCAAAACUAUCAUUGUUUAUGAAAACCAAGACAUGGCUCAACGCAUCGAAUGCGAACCUCUUCUCACUGAUUGGAUUCACACAGCUGCUUUCCGUGACAAUACACUUGGGUUCUCCAAAUACACAUCAGAUGAAACAUUGGACAAGAUUACGAUGAAGCAUGUCUUCUCAUAUAUGAGCCAAUAUCAUUCUCCUGAAAGAAUUGUCGUCUCAGGAGUCGGUGUUUCACAUCAAGAUUUGAAAGCCGCUGUUCAGAAGCAUUUGGACUGGAAAACUACAACUUGGUCGAAGAAUCCAGAUCUCCUUCUUCCAAACGUUCCUUCGAUUGAUAAUUCCAUAUCGCAAUAUACGGGAGGAGAAGUCAGGAUGGAGAAAGAUCUCUCCAAAUUAGCUGUUGGUACUCCAUACCCGAAUCUUGCUCAUGUAGUCCUCGGUUUUCAAGGAGUAGGCUACAAAGAUGACGAUUUUGUAGCUUUCUGUGUUCUUCAAUCACUCCUAGGUGGUGGAGGAUCAUUUUCUGCUGGAGGCCCUGGCAAGGGAAUGUACACUAGACUUUACACAGAAGUUAUGAAUAGAUGUUAUUGGGUAUAUGCUGCCACAGCCUUCAAUCACUCUUAUGCUGAUGGAGGACUCUUCUGCAUUCAAGCUAGUAGCGAUCCUGCUAUGAUUAAUAAUGUGCUAAUUGUACUGUUCGAUCAGUUCUUAAGACUUCUUCAAGGGGUUCAUAAGGAAGAAUUGGAUAGAGCUAAGAUUCAGCUCAAAUCGCAGUUGAUGAUGAACUUGGAAAUCCGUCCAGUAAUGUUCGAGGAUAUGUCUCGUCAGGUAAUGGGGCAUGGAACAAGACGGAAGCCGGAUGAGUAUAUGGAGAAAAUUGAUCUGGUGACUAACAAAGAUAUCAUACGAGUAGCUGAAAGGAUGAUGUCCCAUAGGCCGUCGUUAGUUGGAUAUGGUGAUAUAAAGCUGCUGUCGUCAUACCAAGCGCUGGAUGACGCAGUUGCUCGUAAAAGUAUUGACGAGUUAAAGCAGAAGAAGAAAGUCUUUAGUUGGCAGUAG
Messenger RNA from Auanema sp. JU1783, 1569 nucleotides. NCBI's taxonomy places the organism in Eukaryota, Metazoa, Nematoda, Chromadorea, Rhabditida, Rhabditidae. The record is from the annotation of a GenBank genome assembly.